This is a messenger RNA of Mitosporidium daphniae, 906 nucleotides long. RefSeq names its product hydroxymethylglutaryl-CoA lyase. The record is from RefSeq and is a predicted model, not a curated record. Gene Ontology annotation, molecular function: hydroxymethylglutaryl-CoA lyase activity. Gene Ontology annotation, biological process: L-leucine catabolic process; ketone body biosynthetic process. NCBI's taxonomy places the organism in Eukaryota, Fungi, Microsporidia. The transcript has 6 exons. The coding region runs from base 1 to 906 and encodes 301 amino acids.
AUGCUUAAAUCGGCGUUUGUAAAAUUGGUGGAAGUUGGCCCCAGGGAUGGGUUGCAAUCCGCCUGUAAAGUAUUGCAGCCCGAGCAGAGGGCAAUUCUUAUUAAAUUGUUGGCGCACGCAGGACUGACCUCAAUUGAGGGCGGCAGCUUUGUUUCCCCCAAAUGGGUUCCAACCGUACACAUGGAUGACGCGUGGCGUUUGAAGAGAGACAAUGAGCCCUUAUUGCCAUUAAAUGCAUACUCUUUUCUUGUCCCCAAUAAAAGGGGGCUUGAGGCGGCAUUGAAUGCCGGCGUAAGCAACAUUGCUGUUUUUGGAUCGACCACAGAGUCUUUUUCGAUGAAGAACCUUAAUUGCUCCAUUUCGGCUAGCAUGCAGGCCUUUGAGGAUAUCAUUUUCGAGGCAAAAACGAGAAACCCCAACAUAACGAUAAGAGGUUACUUGUCCUGUGUUUUGGGCUGUCCUUAUGAAGGACUGGAAAUCGAUCCAAAAAGAGUUGCCUGUUUAGCAAAGCAAUACAUAGACAUGGGAUGCUCUGAAGUAUCCCUUGGGGAUACAAUAGGAGCUGGAACCCCCCAGCGAUCGGAGCAAUUAAUUGAGGCAGUUUCUAAUCAAAUAGCCCUUCCUAAAAUUGCUAUGCACUUUCACAACACAUAUGGGCAGGCCCUUGCAAACAUAUGGGCAUCGCUAAAAGCUGGAAUACGCAUCUUUGAUUGCUCCAUUGCCGGAUUAGGAGGCUGUCCCUAUGCAAAAUCUGCAACCGGAAACGUGGCAACUGAAGACGUUGUAUAUAUGCUUCAAGGAACAAAAUACGAUCCAGGCGUCGAUUUGGAUAAGCUCAAGAUCGCAAGCGAUUACAUUCUGCAUCAAUUGGGUAUUUUCCAUCCACCAUGGCUUAUUAUAUGGUAG